CUGGGCUUUAGGAGAUGUCUGGACGCGGCAAGCAGGGCGGCAAGGCUCGCGCCAAGGCGAAGACGCGUUCGUCCCGCGCCGGGCUGCAGUUUCCUGUGGGGCGCGUGCACCGCCUGCUGCGCAAGGGCAACUACGCCGAGCGCGUGGGCGCCGGCGCCCCGGUGUACCUGGCGGCCGUGCUGGAGUACCUGACGGCCGAGAUCCUAGAGCUGGCGGGCAACGCGGCGCGCGACAACAAGAAGACGCGCAUCAUCCCGCGCCACCUGCAGCUGGCCAUCCGCAACGACGAGGAGCUCAACAAGCUGCUGGGCAAGGUGACGAUCGCGCAGGGCGGCGUGCUGCCCAACAUCCAGGCCGUGCUGCUGCCCAAGAAGACCGAGAGCCACCACAAGGCCAAGGGCAAAUGAGGCUCCGGACACAGCUCCAAAACCAAAGGCUCUUUUCAGAGCCACCUACUGUUUCUGCUAAAGAACUGUGUACUCUGAUAAGCUCAUACAUACCUGGUUUUUUGGUGUAAAUUAGGACUUGCUCAAGAACAUUAUUCAAACCAGGGAAAGGUCAGGAGCUAGGUAUCAAACUGUCCAGGCCUCUCCCCUCCCUACACACACAUUGCUGCGUAAGGGUUUAGGGACGUAAAUUUAGGUUGAUAGCUCUAGUGAGCAUUGAACUAGCCUUCCUUUUCAUUCUUUUAUAAAUACAUCUUGCCCCUUGGGCUGCUAAAACUGCAGCCCCAACUCCAAGGCCAUUUUCAGAACUACCUCCUUAC
Heterocephalus glaber (naked mole-rat) is the source of this 766-nucleotide messenger RNA. RefSeq names its product histone H2A type 1. Gene Ontology annotation, molecular function: DNA binding; structural constituent of chromatin; protein heterodimerization activity. Gene Ontology annotation, cellular component: nucleosome. Lineage: Eukaryota; Metazoa; Chordata; Mammalia; Rodentia; Bathyergidae. The record is from RefSeq and is a predicted model, not a curated record.